CGAACGGCUUCAAAAUUAACCACCUCCUUCUCCCUCUAUCUUCGACGAAUUUCAACCACAAACGCCAAUCCACGGCCACCGCCGCCGCCGACAACAAAAUGUCAAAGGACUGCCCUAACCACGACAAGAAACGGCCGAAGUUAAUCCGGCGAAUCUACGCCGGAAUCCUCAUUUUCUUCUUUCUCGUCCUUCUUACAAUCCUCUUAAUUUGGGCCAUUCUUCAGCCCACAAAGCCCAAAUUCAUUAUCCAAGAUGCCACCGUCUUUCUCUUCAACGUCUCCGCCGCAAACUUCCUCUCCUCCAGCAUUCAGGUCACCGUCUCCUCCCGGAACCCUAACGACAACAUCGGAAUCUACUACGACCGCCUCGAUGUCUUCGCUGUCUACCGGAACCAACAGAUCACUCUCCGUACCGUCAUUCAACCUUCCUUCCAAGACGAAAACGAACUCAACAUCUGGUCUCCGUUCCUCAUCGGCGACGACGUUCCGAUCUCUCCGUACAACGGCGCUACUCUCUACCAGGACCAGUCCUUCGGCACCGUCGUCUUGUCGAUCAAACUCGACGGCUACGUCCGAUUCAAAGUCGGCACGUUCAUCUCCGGCCGCUACCAUCUCAACGUCGACUGUCCGGCGGUGAUCAUGUUCCGAAAUCCAACCGCCGGUAUCGUCGUCGGUAAUAACGCUGUUAAGUACCAAUUGGUUCGCUCGUGUAGCGUCAGUGUAUAAGCUCCUUUGUUGCCGCCGUCAGAAUUAUUGCUCUCCGUUCUCUCUCUCCUUCACGCCGUUAGUUUCCUCUCUCUCCUGAUGUCUAUUCUCAUUUUGGUUUUCGAUUUUU
Messenger RNA from Cucurbita maxima (winter squash), 834 nucleotides. Its product is annotated as NDR1/HIN1-like protein 1. The coding region runs from base 99 to 725 and encodes 208 amino acids. The record is from RefSeq and is a predicted model, not a curated record. Gene Ontology annotation, biological process: defense response to other organism. The transcript has a single exon. NCBI's taxonomy places the organism in Eukaryota, Viridiplantae, Streptophyta, Magnoliopsida, Cucurbitales, Cucurbitaceae.